This is a messenger RNA of Schistosoma curassoni, 4531 nucleotides long. The record is from the annotation of a GenBank genome assembly. NCBI's taxonomy places the organism in Eukaryota, Metazoa, Platyhelminthes, Trematoda, Strigeidida, Schistosomatidae.
AGAGAGGAUUGUGCGUGCCUUCAAAUUUUCUUCAAUAGUGCGUCUGACCUUGGACUUGUAACUCACGAGAGUAGCCACCAUCACUCGCCAAUCUAUUAUUUAAUUUAAAUAAAUUUAAUACAAUAUGCAUGGGAGAGUUAAAAUUAUACAGACAGCUGAACAAGAACGAGCGAAAAAGCUAAAAAAGGAACAAAUAAGUAAAGAAUUCUCAGAAGAAUGUGAGAAGCUCUGGUUGUGUCGUGAAAAAGAUGACUUCAAUGAAGUGCAUCUGGAAGAAAUUGGUUCCCUUAUUGAGACAUCUCCAGACACAGCAACCCUGUGGAAUUAUAGACGCGAAAUAAUAAUGCAUCUCAUUCGGAAUUUUUCUGAGGAUCAAGAAAAGGUUUCAAAGUUAUUUGAAUCUGAAUUGAACCUUACAACUCGCUGUUUAUAUAGCUCGCCGAAAUCUUAUACUGUUUGGUAUCACCGAUCUUGGGUUAUGAACAAUCACACUUCUCCGAAUUGGGAAUCUGAAUUGAAGCUUUGUAACCAAGCCCUAACACAGGAUGAAAGAAAUUUCCACUGUUGGGAUUACCGCCGCUUUGUCGUUUCCAAGGGUAGUAUUUCAACGGAGUUAGAGCUGGAGUUUACAGACUCUGCCAUAGAAAAAAAUAUGAGCAAUUAUUCAGCUUGGCACUAUCGUGGUGAACUUUUAGCUUCUGCGUCUAACGCUUCUGUAUCAUCGUCCGAAAGUCUUAAUCCUCAGACUCAGUUGAAUAAAAAACAAAGCCAAUCUCGGUUUGAUUUUUCAUUACCAAGUGGCGAACUGGAUCUUGUUCACAAUGCAAUAUUCACAGAUCCCGCUGAUCAGAGUCCUUGGUUCUAUUAUUGGUGGUUAUUGGGUCGCGGAGAAAGAAAGGUUUAUUUAAGGGAACUGUAUAUUUCACGGAAGCUGGGAAGAUUUGUUCUUGUUUUUAGCUCUGUGAAAUUGAUGGAAACUUUAAAAGAUUUGCAGGUUUCCAUAAAAGUGUUUCCAUGUGACGGUACAAUUUCUAAUUCUAUAACUUUAACACCUGAGCUUCUUGGGGGAUGGAACUCUGUCCUAGAUGAGCAGUUAUCAGCUGUUUGGUGGUUGCCGCUUAACCAAGAUUUAGUAUCUCGUUACGCUCCUGAUAAUGAUAGGCACCUAUAUCAAUGUCAACCUUGGAAUGUUGUAGCCCAAGUCUGGAUUAGGAAAGCUAAUGGCGAUGGAAACCAGGAAAUCUGUGUUAAUAUGCCUGAAGAUUCUGCAAACUACUUGUCCCUUCAGUGUUGUAUGGAUUCUCAUCAAAAUGAAUCACUGACACGCGUCACUCUAGACCCUCUAAGAUUGUUAAAUCCUAUGAUUUUGCCCUCACAUGAUCCAAAAGAUUUGGUUGGGGAACUGAAUAUUGUUCGUGACCUGCUGUCAUUUGAACCGAAAAACAAAUGGGCUUUGUUGACGCUUGUCAGCCUUCUUCGCUUUAUUCGACCGCAUAAUUUUCAUGAAGAGGUAAAAGAAGCGUUAAACGUGUUAGUGUCAGUUGAUCCUCAGCGUUCUUUUUAUUAUGAGCACUUGCGAUCUUUGUAUGCAGCCCUAGAUGUUCUGGCUCAUGCAUAUGAAGACCAGUCCAGGGAAGUGGUGUUACAUAAUCUGGAUAUGAGUUGCUUUCGUAAUCUUGAUUGGUAUGCGUUGAUGACCAAAAUCGAUUUUUCUAAUAACUCAAUCGUACGAAUCCCGGAUACUUUCUCUUAUUUAAUCUCCGUUUUGGAACUGAAUUUAGAUGAUAACCAGUUAAUAACUCUUUGUGGGAUUUCCCGUCUUCCGUCUCUAACCAACCUUUCUGUCCAACGCAAUCGACUGUGUACUUUCGAAUCGAUUGAAGACUUAGUUUAUUGCCCUAGUUUGCGCGUAGUGUACAUAAAUGGAAAUGAAGUAAUCAAGUUACCCCAGUUGAGUAAUUUGAUAUCAAAACAUCCAGGGUUUCAAAGACAGGGAGAUUCAUUUUCUUUGGUGUACGAUAAAACAUUUCACCAUUAACAUCACAAUUUUGUACAAAAUAUUUAGAUUUACUAGCAUAAUUUUGAUAUUUUUAACUCGUGAUAUUCUACAGUUUUUCAUAUGUAAAUUUCCAUAUUUCUGCAUUAAAUAUAUACAACACUUUAAUACCAAGAACCAAGUAUGAAGUAUAUUUGUUUAUUUCAUUUAGAUGGAGGUAAAAUUAUGUUUUUGGGUUCUGUGGGUUAGAUUUUGCAUCUUGCUCAGAAAUUGGCAUGUCUUUUAAUAUAGGUAACCACUCGUUAGUUAUUAAAUCCACUUUUUCAGCUAUGAAGGAAAGUGGUCUAGUUAGUAUUAGCUGAACACUUAUGUUCCAACGUCUAAAACAUUUGUUCUCGAACAGCCCGACCAUAUGCUCUUGCCUCGUUGCUCACCAGUCCCAGAUUUGGAGCACAAAGUGGUUCACUCAAUUACAUAAGAAUUACUCAUUCACCGUCUGUACUCAUCAAGUAACUGAAUAGCUUCACAGAAUCCACUUGAAUAAAAAGUAGCUUAACUGGGGAUGAGUCUCACUAAGUGUGAGGGCUGAUUAUGCUACUUGGUUGCCCAAACUGAAGUGGAUUGAGUGAGUUUCGAACCUGUAACUUAUUGGCUGAAAGUUGAACGCUUUCACUGCUAAGCCACCUCAAUGUAUAAUGACUACCUACUUUGGGCACUUUUGUCAGAACUUAAUACUUCUAUUUCGGCAUUAUGUUGACGAAAUUAGUCCUCUUAACGUCUGAUUCUGCUUUUCUAGUAGGAUAGUAUCUUGUUUAAAGGACCAUAAUCUCUCAAUCACUAUUUUCUGCUUGUCGUUUCCGAUUUACUUUAAUUCCUACAGAUAAGGAGAAUUCAAACACUUGUCACAGUCAGACAUUUUGCUUUUGCGUAUUAUGGUUGACAUUAAACUUUGGGUUAUCAUACCAAAAAUGGUCAGCCAAAUCAUCAUCCCAAGACGAUUUCCCUUUUAUACGUAAAUGGUUAUUAAGAGUUAAACAUGGUCGUGUUCCCUUUUUCCCGUUCAUAUGAGAGCAGUUCCCCCAAUUGAGUUUUGACUCGUUCAAAAAGUCGAAAAUCUGGAAUAGCCAUGACCCAGUUCCUUCACUUGAGUGAUAUAACCUAGGGUGGUUUUUCAGAGAUUUACUUGUGUUCAAAUGUAUAAACUGGAUUAGUGAGCUUUUUGGGAUCAUUUUUGGAAUAAAACGUGAAAAUCAAAGCUCUUUUAGUCUGUCAUCGAUUUCCGCGAUUGAUUUUGAGCGAAGUGUUAACGAGGUUUUUAAAUAUUCUUUUGUUAUACACGGGAUUCUUUUAAAAAAAUCAGUUGUACUGCUAUUGGGCUAAACAGUUUCUUCUUUAGUAUUUGAGUGUUUUAUGAAGUUAUUUUCCAUAUAUUAUUAACUACUAUAUUAUUUACUUUAUAAGGAUCACAAGCCAAUUUAAAACGCUUUUUGAUAAUGUGUGCCAGUUUAUUUGGCACUUUGUAAUUGUAAAGAAAAUAAAGAAAUAAAUCCAAUGAAUACAUUUUAGUGUUUUUAAUACUGAUGCAUAUCUCUCAUGAUCUCCAACAACUGUUUUUUGUUCAGGCUGAUAGUAACUUAGUCGACUUGUGAAGUGUAUUAAUUUGGUCAUCUUUGUAUUAUUACAAACUACAACUAGCCUCGCAUUAAGGUGGGUGGCGUGACCUUUCCCAACCAUCUUAUUGGACGGUAGUUAGGAAUUUCGACUAACAACCCUUUUGUGUCUGAAAUUCGUUAUGCAGCCUCAUAGUUGCAUGCCUGGUGGUUUAACUCCAUUUAAAGUAGUUUGUAGGGAUGGAAUCCCCUUAGUUUACAAUAUUUUAACAACUGCUGACGGUCAUUUACGGACAACGUACAGAAAGUUAUGUAAACUAACUACCCAGAUUCUGGCCAGCAUCCAUAAAUGUGGUAUGUGCCUUCCAACAUUGAAGUGAAAUUUACCACAAUAAGUGCAAAGCUACGUGCUUGCACCCAUCCUUGGUCUUGAAUCAUUGGAAAUAGUGAAUUCCAUGCUGCUGUGUAGUUUUAUAAGUAUUAGUGUGUAAGACGGGUUCAGCUUGCCUGUAGUUGAUAGAGGUUAUUGUGAUCUAGGCCACCUCCAGUGCUACCGAUUAUUCUAGCCAGAAAUUUCGUUGUAGAAGGCUGUAGUGAUUGCAGUUACAAACGACUAACAUCUCAUUUCACGACUUGCCAGUGUGGAUGCUGGAGAUCACUAAAAUUAAUGCUUCAAGGUUUUAUUAGUUUUAGUUCACACUUAAAACCAGCGGUGAUCUUGGUCUAGUUCUUCAUAAACAGUUUGAUGUCUCUCUGCUGAAUGGGAGUCUACCUUGGUUUUGUCAUUACUUAGACUAUUUUUUGACUUCUCUUUUUUAAUAUUUUUAACAAAUAGUUUCUAUUUCUUUACACUGUAGUCACUUGGUUUUGUGUGGCAUGUUUAUUAGUAUCUUAUUUUACUGAGUAUUGUCUGGCAGCGUGAUCC